This is a messenger RNA of Hipposideros armiger (great roundleaf bat), 1559 nucleotides long. It is a transcript of the gene GJC3, whose product is annotated as gap junction protein gamma 3. The record is from RefSeq and is a predicted model, not a curated record. The transcript is spliced from 2 exons. Gene Ontology annotation, cellular component: connexin complex. Lineage: Eukaryota; Metazoa; Chordata; Mammalia; Chiroptera; Hipposideridae. Gene Ontology annotation, molecular function: gap junction channel activity. Gene Ontology annotation, biological process: cell-cell signaling. Bases 79 to 978 code for a protein of 299 amino acids.
CCCUGUGGGCUCCAGCCUGAGGACGCUUCUCUCUGCCUCCUUCUCCUGUUGUUGGUGCUUCUGCUCAAAGCUGCUAGGAUGUGUGGCCGGUUCCUGAGGCGGCUGGUGGCUGAGGACAGCUGGCAUUCCACACCUGUGGGGCGCCUCCUGCUUCCGGUGCUCCUGGGAUUCCGCCUCGUGCUGCUGGCUGCCAGUGGGACAGGGGUCUAUGGUGAUGAGCAGAGUGAAUUUGUGUGUCACUCUCAGCAGCCAGGCUGCAAGGCUGCAUGCUACGAUGCCUUCCAUCCCCUCUCCCCACUGCGCUUCUGGGCCUUCCAAGUCAUUUUGGUGACUGUGCCCAGUGCCCUCUAUAUGGGUUUCACCAUGUACCAUGUCAUCUGGCAUUGGGAAGACUCAGGAAAGGUGAAGAAGGAAGAGGAGACCCUGAUCCAACAAGGAGAGGGCAGCAAGGUUGCCUCAGUGGCUGGAAGCCCCAAGUUGCUCUGGGCCUAUGUGGCCCAGCUGGGGGUACGACUGGUCCUUGAGGGGGCAGCCUUGGGAGGGCAGUACCAUCUGUAUGGGUUCAAGAUGCCCAGCUCCUUUGCAUGUCGUCGAGAACCUUGCCUUGGUAGUAUAACCUGUAACCUGUCCCGCCCCUCUGAGAAGACCAUCUUCCUAAAGACCAUGUUUGGAGUCAGCGGGCUCUGUCUCUUGCUUACUCUUUUGGAGCUUGUGCUCUUGGGCCUGGGGAGAUGGUGGCAGACCUGGAAGCAAAAAUCUUCCUCUUCUCACUACUUCCCAACUUCAGAGAGCACCACAAGACACAAGGAACCAACUGAUAACUUCCCAGUGGUGGAAUCAAAAGAGCAGUUCCGAGUAGCAGGUGAGAAGGGCACUGAUGUCUCUCUUUCUUCUUUGUCUGAUGUCUCUGUCCAGAUGAUCUCCCACGGCAGGCCCUUUAUUCUCUGGGAAGUACAAUUCCCACAUGUUACAAAGUAGAAAAUCAGGUUCUAGGCAAUGUCCUGACCACUGCUCCCAACCCAACCUCCAUCCCUGUCAAUUUGACCAUUCCUUCCAAUGAACCAGGACCAGAGUGCUCAGUCAGUUGUAACUCCUUGCCCUUCCAUUGAGGUCUCUUCCCCCUUAGAAAAAGUCUCAGCUUCUGCUUGAUUCUCUACUUUUCAGAGAUAUGAAGAUACCUGGCUCCACUCUGAAGGAAAUCCUAUGAUUGGAUCUUCUUCCCAACAUCCAGUGAGUGGGGAUUUACCUCCAUGACAAAUUAGAGGCUAUUGAAGCAUCUCUAAGGGCUAUGGUGGGUCAUGCUGUCUAAAGAUUUUCCUUGAAGAACUCUUGUUUGUGCUUCCUCACCAGAAUUCUCUGGUGUAUUACAGUUUUCUUCACCCUUGUCCUGUGCAAUAAAUAUUGAUUACUGUUGUGGCAUUCUUAUUGCUAAAGACAAUCCUUCUUCCUGUCUCAAUGACUUUACUUAUCUCUCUCCUGUUGUUCCCAUUCUCUGCUCCCCCAACUUCAAAGUCCUGUCACCCUUGAAUAUCUCCAGCCUUGCAGUAUAUGUCAUAUCC